CUAAUUAAAUUUGCUGAAACUGAUAAACACGAUAAACGGAAAAAAACGUGUAUAAUUAAAGCAUAAUAUUGAAAUAACUUCGGAGCAAAAUAAGAGGUAAUCGAACGCGUAACAAUUCCGCCAAUCUUCACGAAUGUAAACUUCAUCUUGUAAUUAUAAACAUUAGAUUUAACGAAUCAAAACAUCCAUUCUAAAACACAAGUGCUGUUGACACGCUAGCCAAAUCUGACUACAACUAUAAAUAAAACCACGCCAGUUGAGUGCUUGCAAACAAGAUUCUUGACACAAACUCCGAGAGGCACUAUUCUCCAUAUUGUUCCCGCGACCCAUUUCCUAACAUUCUAAACCUAAUUAAAUGUACUUAAAUUAUGAUUACGAAACAGCUUGAUAAAAUGGAAUCCGCGCAUGCGUGCUCCCUGCCACGAGGCAUGCGCAGUAGGAUAUUUUAGUAACCGAACACAGCUCGCACGGCAAAUACUCCGCUUUAACGCAACUAGAACACAAUGAUACGUGAAUGUGAUUAAAUAGUGAAUUAUGAACGUGAAUCGGUAACAGAAGACGAUACUGUUUCUAGCAAAAUGGAGCCGUUGAUCGAUAGAAAUAACUUCGCGAUAAGCGCUAUGGUCACAGUGGCCAUGCAAAUACUGUUCUUCACUAUAGCAUCCCUGUUCCAAUGCGACAAAGUGACAGACUUCACGGGUGGCGCCAACUUCGUCAUAAUCGCUCUGUUGACAUUCUUCCUCGGCCAAGGUGGGAGCCAUUUAAAAAGCUAUGACAGCAGGCAGCUAAUGGUGACAGCGUUCGUCUGUGUUUGGGGCGUGAGAUUGUCAGGAUAUCUCAUAUAUAGGAUCUAUCACAUAGGCAGAGACAAACAGUUCGAGGAUAGAAAAAGUAAUACGCUGAGAUUCGCCGUUUCUAUAAGUGGCACAUUUCAAGCUGUAUGGGUGUAUAUAGUUAGUUUGCCAGUAAUAAUAAUCAACUCGCCUCACCACUCAUUUCCUAAGUCGCCGAAAACCAUGACCACGUUGGACUCAGCAGGGGCUGGAGUCUUUGUCAUAGGUCUGUUGAUAGAAACGUAUGCAGAUCUGCAGAAAUUCGCCUUUAGACAAGAACCGACGAAUCAGGGAAAGUGGUGCAACGACGGUCUCUGGGGCUUAUCUAGACAUCCGAACUACUUUGGCGAAGUGGUGCUCUGGUGGGGCAUUUUUAUUAUAUCUUUAAAUGUGAUUGAAGGAGUCGAAUGGAUUGCGAUCAUGUCACCACUCUUUACGAGCGCUAUAAUUCUGUUCUUGUCAGGGAUACCGCUAUUAGAACGCACUGCAGACGAGAAAUACAGAGACAACCCUGACUACUUAUACUACAAAGCUUCCACUUCUCCUCUUAUACCUAUACCACCUGCAAUUUACGUAGAAGUCCCAAAAUUCUUAAAAUGCAUACUCUGCUGCGAGUUCCCGAUGUAUGACUCGACAAAUGAGGAGUUUCCUGCACCCACCAUCGUCACAGAGACUACAAGCAUCUCCAUGGUGCAAUCACAAACAUAGCUAAAGAAAGCCGCGCGCACCGACGCGGCGGCAAAGAUGGAAUCCAACACCCAACCUACUGUACACAAGCAAUUGUGAUACAAGGAGAACGUACCAAAAAAACUACCGAAUUCCUUGCCGCUAAAACAAAACAACACUAUAGACAUGAACCGAUAUAACGCAUACAUGGAAAA
Manduca sexta (tobacco hornworm) is the source of this 1714-nucleotide messenger RNA. RefSeq lists its product as uncharacterized. Lineage: Eukaryota; Metazoa; Arthropoda; Insecta; Lepidoptera; Sphingidae. The transcript has a single exon. Gene Ontology annotation, biological process: lipid metabolic process. Gene Ontology annotation, molecular function: oxidoreductase activity, acting on the CH-CH group of donors. The coding region runs from base 579 to 1541 and encodes 320 amino acids. Gene Ontology annotation, cellular component: membrane. The record is from RefSeq and is a predicted model, not a curated record.